Molecule: messenger RNA, 600 nt
Organism: Aspergillus vadensis CBS 113365
Lineage: Eukaryota; Fungi; Ascomycota; Eurotiomycetes; Eurotiales; Aspergillaceae
Exons: 1
Coding region: 163-492 (109 amino acids)
Source: RefSeq, a predicted model, not a curated record
UUGAACUUGGUCAACUGGCGUUGAGCGGAUAUAUUUGCACCCGGGACGGACUGGUGAUCAUAACAUCAUCAUGAUUAUAUUGCUAUUCACCACUACUGUUCUUUCAUACCAUUGAUAAUUAGUAGCUGCUGUCACAUUACUCAUCGCUAUCAAGCUUUUGACAUGCAAUUGUCAUCCACUCGAACUAAAUUUUGCUAUUUACUUGAUUUCCUGCAUAGAAUAAUAAUAUCAGCCGCGAUAAGAAAGCGGUCAAGGCCGAUGCGGGGCAGAAAGAACAUUCCAGCGCCUUUUUUAUUAUCUUCCCCUCCAUCGCUCGGGUUCAUGUGGCCUCUCCGCAAUCAUCCGUCGUGUCUGAGAGCUGCAUUUUUGAGAAUUGUUUGGAAUUGCAUGUGUCUCAUCCCUAUAUAUUUGUCCCUGUUAUCUUUACCAUUCUCGUCCGAUAGAAAGACAUACACCCUUGCGUUUCACCUCGGACCCUUUCCCGACAGAUAAACCAACACAGCCGGCCGGCUUACAUCAAUCCCUCUCUCUUCCCCCCCGCGAGUCAUCGCAUCCACUCCAUACCCUAGCUACUAACUAGUACUACUCCAACCACCUCAA